UGUAAAUCUCGGUUCCUCCGUCGCCAGGGCAGGCAUGGCUGGGCGCUGAGGGCUGAUGGUUGCCAGGCCACGCUGACGCUGCUCUGCCGGAAGAGAGAUGGGGAAAAGAUACUUCUGUGACUACUGUGACAGGUCCUUUCAGGACAACCUUCACAACAGGAAGAAACACCUCAAUGGAGUGCAGCAUCUCAGGGCUAAGAGAGUCUGGUACGACUUAUUCCGAGAUGCUGCCGCUAUCCUGCAAGAGGAGCAAACAAAGAAACCUUGUCGGAAGUUUCUGCAAACAGGACAGUGUGAUUUUGGGUCCAACUGCAGAUUUUCCCACAUGACAGAGCAGGACCUGGAGAAGCUGAGUGCCCAGGUUCAAGGGGAGCAGAGAUCGAAGGAGCUGCGGCAGGAGGGAGCAGAUGUCCCACCUGGCACCAUUGAGGACUGGCUGGAGAAGAGAGCAAAGAGACUGAGCGCGGCUCAGAGUAACAGAGUUCACAGAUGUGCCUGGAAGGACAGUGCCACUGCGGUGCUGAGUUAUUAAUGCCCAGAGUUCAGUGGCAGGAGCCGGGUCUCAUCUGUUGACAGCUUCCCCAUCCUCCGCCUGCCCUGUCUGCACAUCUCUGCCAGUGAGAGGGUGGAAUUAGCUCCUCCUCGCGGCAUUCAUUCAGAUUCGGGUGCCUGCCGGUGCCUGCUGUUUCCUUGCUCACCUGACUGUGCCGCAGGCUUAAUUGGAUGACAUUUGGGCAGGUGCCAAAUCUCUCUUCUGUUCUUUUUCUGUUUGCUCCUGUCCUCUCUGUGUUUGGUCUGGGCAGGAUCUUCCUUCUGGUGCUUGUCUGGGCUUGUUGCUUUCUGUUCGCUCCAUGCAUCAGCUUGGCUGCCCUUAGCCUUGCAGCGGUGCUCACUGACAGCUGUAACCUUCCUACCCCCCGUACACUUCACUUGCCCCAUUUUGCUUGUCCUGCCCGUGAAUCCCUUGAUCUUGGGGUAGAUCGUCUCUUACAGAAGAUAGCCGUCGCUAUACCCAGAGGAAUUUCCAGACCUUCGUAACUACUUGGUCCCUGCUGCCUCCAAAGAUGCACAAGACCUGGGAUUUCUAGGGUUGUUGCUUUCUACCCAGCCUCUCUGUCCCUGCAGGCUCAGAAACCAUCUACUACAGGAACUAAACACCAGCUAUUCAAAGCUUCUCUUCCUCUAUCUGGCCUUGCCGACGCCUGUCCCCAUCAUUUCUCUUCUCCCCUUGUGCUCUCCAGCCCCAGCAUUGCCCUUCUGAGCAACUGUGUGUUUUGCUUUGUCUGCCAGAGAAGUUGUUUUGCAUUGCCAGGGAAGAGGGCCUGUUUUAGGCAGGUCCCUGUGCUCCUGGUGCCUGGGGAGUCCGUGUUCCUGCUGAAAAUGCUUUUAAGGACAAGGAGCUCCCUCUCCCUCCUGCAGUCCUCGAGGUCCCUGAAAUGCAGCAGAAUCUCUGGCAGGGUCUAACGGUGCUUUGGGGAAUUUGUGGUUUUGGAUGAUAACCUGCCCAGGGGCUGCCUUGCCUGGCUGGUAAUGUCAGUAAAGACCAUUAGUCUGCACAAAACCGUAGAGAAAGUGCUCUCGAGGGGCAGUCAUCUCCAGAAGGAGAUGCUAGAGACCCAGCUCCACCUCUCUUCUCUGGCAGCACUGAGCAGGAAGGAUUCAAGCUGGGAUGGAAGAGGUCUUGGAAGCGUGAUCUCCCAGAGUGUGAUGGGAAGCUGUUGCUGUGUUAAGCCUCAGCCUGCGAGCGUAGCUGAGUUUCUGUCUCUGCCUUGCUGGGGGCUUUCUAGCAGGAUACCUGGCAGGCAAUCGCAGGCGGAGCUACUGCCUUGCGCGGUCUCCAAGUACACCGCAGUGCAAAGAAAAUGCCACGCUGGACUAGAAGUGGCCAUGUGGCCAGGUACUGCCUUGGCUGAAGGAUAGCACUUUCUUAAAGGCAGUAACUUGAGCACCAUUUCUGACUGUCACCUAGAUGAGCCCCAUGGAUGGAGAGCUGCCACGC
Molecule: messenger RNA, 1999 nt
Organism: Aptenodytes forsteri (emperor penguin)
Lineage: Eukaryota; Metazoa; Chordata; Aves; Sphenisciformes; Spheniscidae
Gene: ZMAT5
Product: zinc finger matrin-type 5
Exons: 5
Coding region: 98-532 (144 amino acids)
Cellular component (GO): U12-type spliceosomal complex
Molecular function (GO): zinc ion binding
Source: RefSeq, a predicted model, not a curated record